AUGACAGAGCGAAAAUCAAAAAAUAUAGAUGGCCUCGAAAAGCAUCUUACAAAAGCCAAAACAAAUAGCAACAGGAAAGAGGAAGAAGAUACCUAUAAAAAACUCGGCAAGGAUAAUUUCUCCGUAAGCGACUUCCAAAAAGCAAUAAAUUACCACAACCAAAGCCUGAGCAUUGCCAAGGAAGUCGGCGACAGGGUUGGAGAAGGACGUGCCUAUGGCAACCUCGGCAAUGCUUAUCGCUCCCUCGGCAAAUUCCAAGAAGCAAUAAAUUACCACAACCAAGACCUUAGCAUUUCCCAGGAAGUCGGCGACAGGGCCGGAGAAGGACGUGCCUAUGGCAAUCUCGGCAAUGUUUAUCAUCUCCUCGGCAAAUUCCAAGAAGCAAUAAAUUACCACAACCAACACCUGAGCAUUGCCAAGGAAGUCGGCGACAGGGUUGGAGAAGGACGUGCCUAUGGCAAUCUCGGCCAUGCUUACCACUUCCUCGACAACUUCGAGCAAGCAAUGAAGUAUUUCAGGCAACAACUGAGUAUUGCCAAGGAGGUCGGCGACAGAAUCGCAGCAGGAUGUGCCUAUGGCAGUCUCGGAAUGGUUUAUCACUCCCUCGGCGACUUCGAACAAGCAAUAGAGUAUCUAAACUAUACCCUAAGCAUUGCCAAGGGUGCCGGGAAGAGGGUCGUAGAAGGACGUGCCUAUUGCUAUCUCGGCAAUGCUUAUUCGUCCCUCAACGAGUUUCAACAAGCAAUAGAGUACUUCAGGCAAUACCUGUGCAUUACCGAGGAAGUCGGUGACAAGUUCCAUGAAGGAGACGCAUAUUACAGACUUGGUAUUUCUCUUGAAAAGUUAGGUUGUUGGAAUGAAGCUUUAUUUCAUUUCAUCACCAGCGUAGAAAUCCUUGAUGCUGUCAGGGCCAGUUGCAUUUCGGAAGAUUCAUUGAAAAUAAGUUUUCGUGAUCUUAGUAAAGGUGCCUACACUUGUUUAUGGCGAGUCCUAAUAAUGCUUCAAUUGACUGAUGAGGCUUUAUACGCUGCCGAGAAGGGACGAGCACAGGCCUUAGUAGAUGCGUUGAAAAUAAAUUAUGGCUUAAAAUCACUUUCGCUCAAGUCAAAUGAAUCUGAAGAAGAACUCACAAUCAUUUUAAAGAAGAUACCUGUUUUGACAGUUUUUCUGGCAGUUCAAGAAAAAAUAAUCAAUAUGUGGGUCCUGAGAAAGGAAAGAAAAGCUAUCUUUAGGCAAACCGAGCUAAAAGUUGAAGAUGCGCACCAAGAUUAUUUUGCUCUACUUUUAGAAACUACUUUAAAAAACAUUAGGGCUGGCAUCGAUGUUAGGUGCGAGAAUCGGUCAUUGGAUAAACGAAGGGAUAACCACACUUCCAGAACUGAAAAGGAUGAGCCGUCGCACAAGACUAUCGACUGUUUUAAGCCACUGUAUGAUGCAGUCAUUGGUCCCAUUGAAGACUUGCUUGAUGGUGAUGAACUCAUUGUAGUCCCUGAUGGCGCUUUGUCCUUAGCUCCUUGGGCAGCGCUAAGUGAAUCUUUAAGGAUCCGCACAGUCCCCUCACUGACAAGUUUGAAAUUCAUCAUAGAUUCUCCUGAUGAAUACCACUGUAAAAGUGGUGCCCUGCUCGUUGGAGAUCCAUGUCUGAAGAAAGUUACCAAUAAAUGGGGAAACCCUAUUUAUGAUGAGCUGACGUACGCAAAAAAGGAAGUGGAGAUGAUUGGAGAAAUUCUUAAGUGCGAGCCACUCACGGGAGAAGCAGCGACCAAACAAGAGGUUCUUCGAAGAAUAGGUUCAGUUGCUUUGGUUCACAUUGCAGCACACGGAAGUAAAGAAACUGGUGCAAUUGCUUUGGCUCCAGACCCCCGCUGGGAAUCCACGAAUUCUGAGGAAGAGGAGUAUCUUUUGAAAAUUUCUGAUGUACAAGCUGUUAAACUUAGAGCCAGACUGGUAGUCCUUAGUUGUUGUCAUAGUGGUCAAGGAGAAGUCUCGUCUGAGGGUGUGGUCGGUAUUGCACGGGCGUUCCUGUUUGCUGGUGCUCGUUCCGUGGUGGCAUCACUCUGGGCAAUUGAUGACGAAGCAACCAUGGAGUUUAUGAAAAGUUUUUACCAACACCUGAGAGGGGGAGAAAGUACUAGUACUGCUCUUCAGAGGGCCAUGAAAUAUCUCCGGGACUCCGACAAUUUUUCUGCCCCAAAGUACUGGGCUUCAUUUGUGCUGAUUGGCGAUGACGUGACGAUUGAAUUUGACUAA
Porites lobata is the source of this 2250-nucleotide messenger RNA. NCBI's taxonomy places the organism in Eukaryota, Metazoa, Cnidaria, Anthozoa, Scleractinia, Poritidae. The record is from the annotation of a GenBank genome assembly.